CAAAAAAGAAAGACAGUGGCUGGUGAAGUGUUUGAGUGACCAGUAAAAUAAAUAAAUAAAUAAAUAAAUAAUCGUUAUCUCUGGCUAGUUGAAAAAAAAAGUCUCAAUUUCCACCCGUUUGAAACCAACGCCACGAACAAUGCUGAUGGUUCUGAAGAGUAAACGAUAACAGAGGGGACUUACUGCGGAAGGAUAAAACAAUUACGUUCACAUUUUAGCUACUUGUUUAUUUCUAGUCACAUUCAUUGUAGUGAUAUGUCACAGUGAGGCUUCCGUAGCCUGGGGCAAACUGAUGAGCAUGCGCUGUACAUCCAGUUGUUGUCAGUCACACAGAGUAAUAAAGUUGAGUUCUACAAGCUGCAUAACUGGUUCUUCAUAAAAGAUAGCCGUUCACGACAUUCAUGGUAUUACUUUUACUUAAAAAACAAUUCCGCGAAAUUAGCUGAAGCUAAGUGGCUUGAAGAAUUAGCCGUGAUAAUUUCGGUAAGCAAGAAUGCAACAAUGAGGUUAGUCGAGUUUUGCUUGGAUAUACCAUGCGUUUAAAUCCUUCCUGUUCUUAUGUAAAUCCUUCGCUUAUGAUGUAUAAAAAGUAGAACUGCAAUGCUCUGGUCUGAAUUCCACAGACCUCUAGUCCACCCUGUUCUGAGGCGCAUUUUAGAACAACUCUUAGUUUGUCAACGACUUGUCUGUCCAACAUGUAGGAGCCAGAGUCUGACCCAGAGCAGGAGAAAGAAGACGGCGAACCUGCAAAAGAAAAUGUUAUUGUUACACAAUCAGGUCGGCAGCAAUUGUUAUCAACCAGAAAUGUAUUAUUGUCUUCGGUAGCAGGUUAAAAAGUUUGAUAAGUUGUGAUUUUUAUGUAUUGUAACGAUUCUGUGUUUUAGUUCUGCUGCGGUUCAUGUGGUUAUUUGUAUUUGUUAUAAGUUGCAUUGUGAUCAUUUUUGUUAUAUGUAGUGUUAAGGGCUUCCCCUGGCUGACUGCUGGCUCCCGCUCACAUGUGAUAAGCCUGUCAUGUGGGCGGGGGAUCGGUGGAGAGGGAGUACCAGGACCGGAAGUGGGGAGAGUUCAGAGGGGAGUUAGCAGUGAAGCUAACAGUUGAGUGUGCCCGUUUGUAUGAGGCGUGAGCUGCAGCCUCAGAAAUAGCAGCUUGUACCUAUUUCUAAUAAACCCUGUUGGCGGGACUACAUCUGCGGUGUUGGCGUCAUUACAUUAUAUUUAAUGUCUCUCCUGUUUGUUUGUUUUACUUGUAUAAAUGUUCGCCUUCUGCUUUCCACCCAGGAGCUGUUACAACAAAGUUUCAGAAUCUGACCACAGGGUGGCGCAAUCAGUUUACGGUGCCCUAAGUUAAAACAAUUUGCAAAUAUGAACUUAUUUGUUGUUUUAUAAUAACAUUACAGAAACAUGUAGAACCAUACAAUUAGAGCAAAGCGGGAUAGAGACCUUGAUUUACCUUUUGCGUUCAAAUGAAAAACAUCGUCACUUUUAUAUCAAACAAUCUCAAAUGGUGCAACUUAUACACUGCAGAUCUGAUUAGCCACUUUGCAAUUAAACUAUUUGUUAAAAUUUAUAUAGAAAAGCGAAAUCACAUAAGAAAUACGUUAAUGUACGGUUGUCAUGGUAACGACUUCCCCAUGCAACAGUGUGAGGGAUGCAGAGAGCAGUCAUCCGCGGGGAUCCAAGGAAGCAAAGAUUUCACCUGAAUCAUUUGGGUGCCAUCAUGCAGGAUCACAGGAAUGGUAUGAAGCCAUUUCCACCACCAGUCAGCAACAACAGGAUCAUCUCAGAAUUCCCUCAAUGCUACACUCCAGAGGCCUCCUUCCAGCUGAAGACAGACUGGGACAUUCAGACUAAAGCAGCCUUUAAACACCAAGCUGCCAGGCUGCAGACAUGGGAUCGCCAGAAAAUGUCUAAAGUGGUAGUUGUCGGAGACCUCAAUGUCGGAAAGACCGCCCUCAUUAAAAGAUUUUGUAAAGAUGUCUUUGAAAGAGACUACAAAGCCACAAUAGGAGUGGAUUUUGAGAUUGAGAGGUUUCAGAUAUUGGGAGUACCUUUCUCCCUUCAAAUCUGGGAUACAGCAGGGCAGGAAAAAUUCAAGUGCAUUGCAUCUACAUACUAUAGAGGCGCUCAAGUGAUUGUCACAGUGUUUGACAUGGCAGAUAUUCAAUCCUUGAAUCAUGCACGUCAGUGGUUGGAGGAAGCCAUGAGAGAAAAUUAUCCCAAUUCUUGUUUCAUCUUCUUGGUUGGCACCAAGACUGACCUUCUGCCCUCAGAUGAAAGGGAGAGAACUGAAAAAGAUGCAGUCCAUAUUGCAGCAGAGAUGCAUGCAGAGUUCUGGACACUUUCAGCCAAAACAGGGGAGAACGUGCAGGCAUUUUUCUUUAGGGUGGCUGGUUUGACUUUUGAAAACUGUAUAAUGAAGGACAUGGAGAAAGGUGUUCCAGCUAGUAUUGGCUGUGGGAAUGCUAUCAAAUCGGAUCGUAUCAUUCUCGCAGAGGGCACAUAUCCCAAGGUGAGGAGAAGCUGCUGCUGAUAGUCUGCCUGUUGGGGAGAGCUGGUCCACAUAGAUACAGCUGCAAGAAUCAAAGUAACUGGCCAUGUUCCACCAGACUGAAAUGUGCCUAUAUGUUCUUUUCUUUCUCAAACCACCAUGUAUUUCUAAGUCUGUAAAUAAUUCAAUCAAAUCUUAAUGGGUUGACACUUCCAGUGUUUUUCACGGUGCAUGUUAUAUGACAAUAAACUCAAAUUAUGUCCUGAUUAUGUGGACAGUAGGCACAUAAAAUACAGAUUUAGAUGGAUGUACUAUUUUAAAAGUAAACUAUAGGAACUGUUUGGAAAAGGCAGAUAUCUUUUUUGCUUAAAUUCUUCCUGUGAGCAGAUGUAUUACAUCUUUCUGAGUCUAAGGUGUCUUUUCCUUUAAUCAGUGUUUAGUGGACUAUGUCUCAUCCAUCUUGUGUAAAGCACAGAGGAAGUAUGUAUUAUAAAAUGUAUGUGUCUCAAGAGUAAUGGUUAUGUGAAUGGUUCUAAAUGUUUAUGAACUAUAACCCCUUAUGAAGAAGAACAUCAUUGAACCCACUGUUACUGGGACCCCACUAUGGAGCCAGGCCUGCAGGUGGAGCACACUGGCAAGCCCCUGGUGGCCGGGCCUUAACGCAUGGACCUCAGCCAGGGACAGCUUGAAGAGAAAACGUGGCCCCCCUUCCCACCACCACCUGUGGGAGGGGCCAAAGGGGUCAGGGGCAGUGUGGGAUGGGUGAUGGCCAAGGGUUAGGACUUUGGUGGAAGUGGAUGGAUGGAUGGACAUAAAUUAAAACAUGGGUAAAAAUUCUAAGUAAUGCAGCUGUUUCUUAUAAACAAGGGUUCCAGUAUUUUUCCUCGAUAAGAUAAGAUAAGAUAAGAUAAAUCUUUAUUGUCAUUGUCACAAGGACAACGAAAUUCAAAGGGUGCCAUCAGUC
Messenger RNA from Xiphophorus maculatus (southern platyfish), 3452 nucleotides. It is a transcript of the gene rab36, whose product is annotated as ras-related protein Rab-36-like. Lineage: Eukaryota; Metazoa; Chordata; Actinopteri; Cyprinodontiformes; Poeciliidae. The transcript has 11 exons. The coding region runs from base 1649 to 2530 and encodes 293 amino acids. Gene Ontology annotation, molecular function: GTP binding; GTPase activity. The record is from RefSeq and is a predicted model, not a curated record.